Messenger RNA from Drosophila busckii, 5653 nucleotides. RefSeq names its product diacylglycerol kinase eta. The coding region runs from base 119 to 5458 and encodes 1779 amino acids. The record is from RefSeq and is a predicted model, not a curated record. Gene Ontology annotation, molecular function: ATP-dependent diacylglycerol kinase activity; protein binding. Lineage: Eukaryota; Metazoa; Arthropoda; Insecta; Diptera; Drosophilidae. The transcript has 11 exons. Gene Ontology annotation, biological process: lipid phosphorylation; diacylglycerol metabolic process; intracellular signal transduction.
CGAAAUUGAUUUAUCGGAAUUGUGUUACUUUGAGUGCAGCAUUAAGAACGUAAAUCAUAGUUUUCAGAUAAUCACACCCACUCGCUCGUUGGUGCUGUGCGCCGACUCCAGACGCGACAUGGAGGACUGGCUGGGCUCGCUGAAGACGGCAACCGCGCCACAGAGGCCACGUGGCGAUAGCUUCCUGAUUGACCAACAUGACAUACUUUCGAAUCAUCAUCACUGGUAUGCGACCUCACACGCCCGUCCCACCUACUGCAAUGUGUGCCGGGAUGCGCUCUCCGGCGUCACAUCGCACGGACUUAGCUGUGAGGUGUGCAAGUGCAAGGUGCACAAGCGCUGUGCGGCCAAGGCUAUUGCCAACUGCAAGUGGACAACGCUUGCUACUGUAGGCAAGGACAUCAUAGAACAACCGGAUGGCAGCAUUAUAAUGCCGCAUCAGUGGAUGGAGGGUAAUCUCCCGGUGUCUGCAGUUUGUGCGGUGUGCAAGAAGACUUGCGGAUCAGUGUUGCGAUUGCAGGACUGGCGUUGCCUAUGGUGCAGGGAUACUGUGCAUGUAGCCUGUAGGCCCCAAAUGGCAAUCGCCUGUCCGAUUGGGCCCGCGAAGCUGUCAGUGGUGCCGCCGACGAGCGUUCACUCGAUCAGCACUGAUGACGCCUGGGAUGUGGUCAGUCCAAAGGGCAACUUCUCUCCGCUGCUCGUGUUUGUCAACUCAAAGUCGGGCGACAAUCAAGGGGUUAAGUUCUUGAGACGUUUCAAGCAGCUUCUGAAUCCAGCACAGGUUUUCGACCUAAUCUCAACAGGUCCCAGCCUAGGCCUGCGACUCUUUCGGCACUUUGAAAUGUUUCGCAUACUCGUCUGCUCCGGCGAUGGUUCUGUCGGUUGGGUUUUGAGCGAGAUAGAUCGUUUUAACAUGCAUAAACAAUGCCAAGUAGCUGUUAUGCCCUUGGGUACGGGCAACGAUCUAGCUCGUGUCCUAGGCUGGGGAUCCAGCUGUGACGAUGACACGCAUUUACCACAAAUACUUGAGCGGUAUGAAUCGGCUAGCACUAAAAUGCUUGACCGGUGGAGUAUAAUGGUCUUCGAGAAAGCUAUUAGUAUACCCAAAGUACCUAAGAUGUCUAUUACCACGGAGCAAGAGGCAAUGAUCACGGGCAUGGUCACAUCUGCAAAUCAGCACUUGCGGUACAUAGUCGACACCAACGAUACACAAACUUUACUCUCGUCCACACGCCUGCUGUGCGAUAUUGUGGAUGAGCUCAUAUCACGCAUUAUUGAGCACCACAGGGAUGACGAGCCGUUGGCUAUAAAAUGCGACAUUUUAAAGCAAAAGCUGACAAUGUUGCUGGAUGCUCUGCAGGAGGAGGAGACAGGUGCACACAGUGGCGACGAUCUAAUAGCCACUAUACGCACCCUAAUUGCUCGCGGUACGCCCACAUCAGCUGGAGCAACAACCCCGCGACCUUCUCUGCUUCAUCCAAAUAUAUCAAUCGAGAAAACCGAAAAGGACCACAUCAACUCGAAAGAACGUCGCAACAGCCGCUCAUUGCGCUCUAGCGAAAAGGAAGCAUUGCAAUGCCGUGCAAAUAGUGUAAAACGUGCUAUUUAUAAUGUAGUGGAACACUCAGAGCCGGGGCGUCCGAAGCGAUAUCAGCGAAAGUUGUCGAUUACGCCGUUUGAGGCGCUCAAGAUACCAACGAACAUUUCUAGCGACUCAACACCCUGCAGCUCCCCGCUGCCUAUAAUACCACCCAUCAAUAUAAUAUCUCCCACCAUGGAAACAUCACAAUUGACCUGCAUAUCACCGCUGCCAGACACACGUCGUGAUUCGGUGGAUGAAAAUUUCUUUAACAGCAUCAGUUUGCCGGCUCCGCGUCAGUUUGCAGAUAGUCGACGCAGUUCGGGCGUCCCGGAGGUUAUACAAGAGAUGGAAGAGGGUGCUAAUGGAGAAACCAUUUACCGCAUGGGUCGACUCUCACUGAGCGGUGGCGCAAAUAUUGACGAUGCCGGCAACCGUUUAUCGCCAACAGCCGAAGGUGGCGAGACUACACCCACCGAGCGUAAGGUUGAUUUUCUGCGUGUACCGAUUAUAACGGGUGAGCACAUUGUGGAUCCGCUCUCUGACUACAGGCCAAUAGAGGUAUUUGAACGUACCUACUACAUGACGCGUGAAAUGGACAGAGAUAAGGAACGCAAGGCUGAAGCAGGUAGUGAUGUAAGUAGCCUGAUCGACUGCGAGAAGGAGAACGGCACUGGCAACGAAAAAUUCGAAAUGCAGCAGCAACAAGCCCUCGUACACACUUGCAAUCUUCAGGUACCCGGCAUUGUCGUAACCCCCAAACCCCAAAAUGUUUACACAAGUGCAAGCAUAACAAUUAUUGAUACUGAUGCCCAGACCAACACUGAACAAUCAUCUUCCGAGGAGUUGGCUAACGAAGCAAGCGAUGUUCUCUCCGCUAUCAGCAAUGAGGAGUGCAGUGUGGCUUCGGAAAUAUUUGAUAAGCCUGAAACAAAUCAAACGUUGGGUGAUAUCAUACAGAAUCUGGAUGCAAGCAACUUUACCCACAUUGACUCACCGGAAACAAGCGACGAGACUGAAGCCAUGCCCGGAGAGAGUCUUAUGGAUGAUAUCAGCUCAGUGUUGGGGCAUGAUAUAACCAACGCAUUGCAGGAUAAUACCUUUACGGAUGAUACAACCACACUCUGCUCGGAACACGCUGGCCCACCAAAACCACCACGCAAGAAAUCUCUGAGCGCAUUGACCCACACUCAAACGCAUCCACGUAGACGUAACUCGUCGCCUCCACGCAUGGCCAGGCUGGCACGCAUGGACAGCGAUGAGAAUCCGCAACAGUUUGGGUUUGAAAACAUCGUGUUUGAAAUUGACAAUCGGUGUGAUGAUCAGAAAAUACGUGAACCACCGCGCUUUUGCAGUCUGGCGCAGUUCGUGGAAGGUAACGAUAUAGCGCGUCAGAGCUUUAAGCAAUUGAAUUUCGAAGAGGCGACCACGCCCACAAAUUCACCACAAACAUAUACAAGCUUAACAACGACAGCGACUAGCGAUGAACUGGAUGAGGUGUCUAUGCAAACAGCAAUAAGAAUUGAAAUAAACGACCUUGAAAACGCCAUGCAUACUAAUACAACAACAACAACAAUGACCACAACAUCAAGCAUCCAUAAACCACUCGAAUCGGCAUUAGCCUCGACAACAUCACCUACUAAGAAAUCGGGCCAUGGACAAGAUGUAAAGCGCAUUACUUUUGAUGAGUCGUGUAAGAAAGAAUCCUUUGAUGAUGUAAAUCCCAACUAUCCACAGAUAAGUGUUGUUGUCAGACCACCGACGCCGUUACGCGGCGAUUCCGUGAAAGCUGCAGCCUCGUUGACGGCUGCAUCGGGUCUGCUCGGUGUGAGGGCAUUGAACGCCUCCGAGAUUCGCCGGCAUUCGAGCCAUGCGCCCGGCUUAACGGUGCGCGAAUUCGACAAGGAUAAAGACCGUCGACAUUCUGGUUUUAAUCCAAAUAUGCUUACCUUGGAUCCAGAGCAUGCGCGCUUCCUCAGUAAUUCUCCAGCUGCUAGUCGUAGAAUUAGCUGUGGCAGUCUCUUCAAGAAAAAAGAAAAAAAGAUUAUCACAAAACGCGCCUAUGGACUGUUCAGUGUACGUUUCUUUGUGGUUGCCGAACCAGACAUACGAUUAGCAACACUGGCUUUAAUACGGCCGCUCAUUCCGCUGCCAAACGAAGCUUUGCCCAACCUACAAACCUUAAAGGGCUCGAGCUCCAAGACGAGCCUAUUUAUGGGCUCAACACUGUUUGGCUAUGAGCAUUUCGGUGGAGCAUCUGAUAAGGAUGAAAAGCCCGGCAAGGAUAAAGAAAAAGAGAAAACGCUUAUGGAGGAAACUAAUCGCAAAUUGCCCAUUAUAAAUCCUAUAGUGCGUUUGCCCAACUGGCCCAACUUAACUAACGGCACUGGCUUCAUAUCCAAGUGCUUAAUGGCUAAUGCGGAUACAUUGUGUGCUGCCGUUAGCCCAUUGAUGGAUCCUGAUGAAACACUCCUGGCUGGUUACCACGAGAAAUGUGUAAUGAACAACUAUUUUGGCAUUGGCAUCGAUGCAAAAAUUUCACUGGACUUUCACAACAAACGAGAAGAGCAUCCGGAAAAGUGUCGCUCCCGAGCCCGCAAUUACAUGUGGUAUGGCGUAUUGGGUUCCAAGCAGCUGCUCCAGAAAACGUGCAAGAACUUGGAGCAACGUGUGCAACUGGAGUGCGAUGGCCAGCGCAUUCCGCUCCCAGAGCUGCAGGGCAUUGUUAUAUUAAAUAUACCCAGCUUUAUGGGUGGCACCAAUUUCUGGGGCAGCAGCACUAAGAAGGACGACAUCUUUCUGCCGCCCAGUUUUGAUGAUCGCGUGUUGGAGGUUGUCGCCGUGUUUGGCUCUGUGCAAAUGGCUGCCUCGCGCCUCAUCAAUCUGCAGCACCAUCGCAUAGCUCAGUGUCAAAGCGUACAAAUUAAUAUAUUAGGCGAUGAGGAGAUACCCAUACAGGUGGAUGGAGAGGCGUGGUUACAGCCGCCGGGAAUGAUACGCAUACUGCAUAAGAACCGGGUACAAAUGCUGUGCCGUAAUCGCAGCUUGGAGCUGUCCCUAAAGAGCUGGCAAGAGAAGCAACGGCAACAUAGUAUUUCUAUACAACGCGAUGCCUCCUCAACAGCCUCCGAGCAUGCCAUCUCUACAGAUGAGGUUAUAUCAGAGCGCGAGUGCUAUGUGCUGCUCAACUUUAUAGAGGCCGUCAGCUCGUUGGUCAAAUGGGUCAAGUUCUUGAUUAUAUCGCAUCCAGCUCUGCAGCAUGAUCUCUAUGAAGUGGCAUGUCGAGCCAGCGAAGCGUUGGAAUCUAUACACCCGCAGGGAAAACUGCUUGAGGGCCCCACGCUACGCACUAAAUUGGUGGAAGUUAUUGACUCAUCACGCCAGCUCUACGAUGAUGCCUGCACCCUGCUGCGCGAUCGUGGCCAUAGUCUUAUAUUGCGUGAAGACUUGGAGACAAAGCUAAGUGCUGCGCUAGCCAACAUGGAAAUGGAGCUGAAGAAGUGCUCUGUACAAAAAUGCAUCGAUGGCAAGCUACGCGCCUACUUUAAUGUGCUUGCACCCAACGAAGAGGCGGAUGGUCGGCGCAAGUCUCGUCCGUUCUGGGUGCGUUUACGAUCUGGCUCGACUGCCGGUCAACAGCAAUUUAAGCCACCACUCACUAACACACGCGAAGCAGCUAAUAAUUGGAGCGUUAAUGAGGUGGUUACCUGGCUGGAGACAAUGCAGCUGGCCGAGUAUGUGGACAGUUUUCUAAAGAACGACAUACGCGGCAAGGAGCUGCUUACAUUGGGACGACGUGAUCUUAAGGAUCUAGGCGUAGUAAAAGUCGGACAUGUCAAGCGCAUACUGCAAGCCAUAAAAGAUUUGAGUGACACUUAAGCUAAUUUGAAUAUAUUGCGUUGACAUAUUACUCAGCAGUGUACUGUAACUGUGGGCUGUUAAUGAUAAAAGCGAUCUUUAAAAUCUUUAUUUUUUAUGAAAGUUAUAAAUGCUAAUAACAAUCACUAUUUAUAGGCUAGCUUAGCUAAAAAAAAUAACACAACACAAGAAAACUUUAACAAUAUUCGAAAAUAC